AUUUUCUUAUAAAUAUUCUUGUUAUAUUUAUCACUUCAAUCACAAACCAAUCACUACUAAAUGUCAAUCUCUAAAGGUAAUAUGAAUCUUGAAAAAUCACUACACGUAGCUGUUUUAGCGUUCCCAUUUGGCACACAUGCAGCUCCACUUCUCAGCCUUGUGAGAAAAAUUGCAGAAGAAUCACCUAAUGUCACAUUUUCAUUCUUCAGCACAAAGAAAUCAAAUGCAACCCUUUUUUCUACUUCAUAUGAGUUUCUUCCACCCAAUAUUAAACAUUAUGAUGUUCAUGAUGGGUUGCCGGAAGGUUACGUGCCUUCCGGACAUCCACUUGAACCGAUUUUUCGGUUCAUUAAGGCAAUGCCGGAGAAUUAUAGGAGUGCUGUAGAUGAAGCUGUGGAAGAGACAGGGAAGAAGAUUAGUUGUUUUGUUACUGAUGCUUUUUAUUGGUUUGGUGCUGAUCUUGCUGAUGAGAUGAAUGCUAAAUGGGUUCCUGUUUGGACUGCUGGACCUCAUGCUCUUCUUACACAUUUCUACACUGAUCUUAUCAGAGACAAAUUGGGAAACAAUAAAGAUGACGUAAAAAAUUCCAAUUUUCUACCUGGUUUUCCUGAGCUAGAUGCUUCUGAUUUGCCUGAAGGAGUAAUAGAUGAUAUAAAUGGACCUUUUGCAACAAUGUUACACAAAAUGGGACUAGCAUUACCACGAGCAACUGCAGUUACGAUAAACUCAUUUUCUACACUACACUCUAUUAUAGAGAAUGAGUUAAACUCCAAGUUCAAAUUGUUACUAAAUGUUGGUCCAUUCAUCUUGACAACACAGCAGCGCACGAUUUCCGAUGAACAUGGUUGUUUAGCAUGGUUGAACAAACACGAGAAAUUCUCAGUAGUGUAUAUAAGCUUCGGAAGUUCGAUAAUACCCCCGCCUCACGAGCUCGCUGCAUUGGCAGAGUCUUUGGAAGAAUGUGGUUUUCCGUUUCUUUGGGCCUUUAGAGGUAAUCCAGAGGAACAACUUCCUAAAGGGUUUAUGGAAAGGACUAGAGAAAGAGGAAAAAUUGUUGCAUGGGCUCCUCAAGUGCAAAUCCUUAAACAUUCAUCGGUUGGUGUUUGUUUGACACAUUCUGGUUGGAAUUCAGUGUUGGAUUGCAUUGUUGGUGGUGUGCCAAUGAUUAAUAGACCGUUUUUUGGAGAUCAGAAAAUGAAUGCAAGAAUGAUAGAGAGUGUUUGGGAGAUUGGUGUGAGAGUUGAGAAUGGAAUUUUGAGUAAAGAAUCGAUUUUGAAAGGUUUGGAAUUGACUAUGUCAAGUGAGAGAGGGAGGGUUAUGAGGGAGAAGAUAGUGAAACUUAAAAAGUCUGCUUUGAAAGCUAUUGGGGAAAAUGGUACCUCUACAAAGAAUCUCAAGACUUUGAUACAAAUCGUUACGAGUUAAAGUUUUUUAACAAUAUUCAGGAUUGUUCAAUGGUACAAAAUUGUGACUUUGUUCACUAUGAAAUUAUUAGUCUUUUGAAUAAACAAUUUUGACCAUGAACAAAAUUUAUAAUUAUUACACGUUUAACAUAGAAUAAUAGUAGCAAUUGAAAAGGAGAAUAUGUUGAGAAAAAUAAAUGUGAAUAUGAAAUGUUGAAAAUAAGUUAGUGAAUUCUCACGUUAUUAGAAAAAUGGAGAUUAUCACUUUAUAAGUGACAGAAUUCUUACACCUAUUACCUUAAAAUUUUUGUU
Molecule: messenger RNA, 1715 nt
Organism: Vicia villosa (hairy vetch)
Lineage: Eukaryota; Viridiplantae; Streptophyta; Magnoliopsida; Fabales; Fabaceae
Product: flavonoid 3-O-glucosyltransferase-like
Exons: 2
Coding region: 61-1425 (454 amino acids)
Molecular function (GO): UDP-glycosyltransferase activity
Source: RefSeq, a predicted model, not a curated record